Molecule: messenger RNA, 5382 nt
Organism: Cloeon dipterum
Lineage: Eukaryota; Metazoa; Arthropoda; Insecta; Ephemeroptera; Baetidae
Product: serine/threonine-protein phosphatase 6 regulatory ankyrin repeat subunit C-like
Exons: 3
Coding region: 1-5382 (1793 amino acids)
Molecular function (GO): protein binding
Source: RefSeq, a predicted model, not a curated record
AUGGAUUCAUUCAUGAGCGUGCGGGAUGCAGACCGCUUUAUAGAAAAGACAACUGAAGACCUGACCCUGCUGAUGCUCGCAGCCAGGGAUGAGAACCUGGAAAGCUGCCUCUUCCUCUUGGAAAAAGGAGAAAGUGCUGAGGCGAGGACAAAAUUCGGCGUGACGCUUCUUCACUUCGCGGCCUUGAACGAUGAGAACGGAAUCGAAAUCAUCCGGCACCUCGUCAACCAGAAGAAACUAGACUUGAAGGAAGAAGACGUGGAUGGCGAGGAAGCCAUUUUCUACGCAGUCAGGAAGGCAAAUUUCAAGGUUGCCCAGGCUCUGCUUGAGCUGCAAGGUGUCGAGACGAAAAACCUGCUGCAUUUCGUGAUAACUCGAAAUAGAGGGGACGCAGCCCCGACGGUGCACGCGUGGAACCCUGAUUUGAUAAAACAGGUCGACUCAGACAAGAGAAACGCCCUCCACCUAGCAGCCGAAUACUCGGACCUGAAUGUCUGCAAAUGGCUAAUCGGCGAGGGCAUCGAGGUCGCCUCUAAGUGCGUUUACGGAACAGCCUUGAGUCGUGCUGCUCUCAACAAACGCCACGGAGAAGAACUGGUUCCGUUCUUCCACGCCCAGGGAUUGAACCUGAACGAAACUUCGGAAGUUGGAUGCUCGCCCUUGCACGCAGCCCUGGCCGUGGAAAACAUCGAGGUUGCUCAAGAAAUGAUAUCACUCGGGGCGUCACUGCAGAAACACAAUUAUUUAUUCUACUGCGUCAUGGGGAACAAAUUAAACAGCGCCAAAUUCGUGAACGGACUGGACAACACUCAGAUCACGAGUCGAGACAAGGAUGGUCGGACGGCUCUUCACGUCGCGGCCGAGAGGGCCGAUCGAGUGAUGUGCAAAUGGCUCAUCGAAAGCGGCAUUCCGAUUUACUCCACGUGCUCGCGGUGGAAAAGCUCGGCUAUGCAUCACGCCGUGUUCAACAAACGGCACGGACCGAGUCUCGUCCGAUACUUUUUCGAAUCGGGGCUGAACGUGAACAAAAAGGACAAAGUGAUGUACACCCCUAUCGUCCACGCUGUGAGAUCGAAAAAUUUCGAGGUCGCCGAAGAGCUGCUGAGCCUCGGCGCCGAUUUGCGUUGGGAGAAAAAAGGCGUGAACGUUCUGCACCACUGCAUAAUGAGCAACAACCUGGAAGGUGCCAAAUUCGUGCACUCGAAGGAUCCAGGACUAAUUAAGGAGCUCGGCAAGGAGGGGAUGAACGCCCUUCAUUUCGCGGCAGCGCACGCGGAUCUGAAAAUGUGCGAGUGGCUGUACGAAGAAAACGUUGACGUUCAGGCUUCAAGCGAGAAGCAACGGAACAACGUCCUGCAUUUCGUCGCUUGCAACAAAGAGCACGGAAAAUCACUCGUCGCCUUUUUUGAAUCAAAGGCGGUGAACGUGAACAAAAGGAACAAAUCCUCGCUAACCCCUCUUCACGCCGCCCUUUUAAACGAAAAUAUCGAAGUGGUUGGAGAGCUCCUGAAGGUUGGCGCUGACAUUUUUGUAAAACUAGAAAAUGACAAUAUUCUGCACUUCUGCAUUCUAAGAGAGAAAUUCUUGAGCGCCAAAUUCGUGGUCAGAAUCAACAGGGAGCUGCUCAGGGAAGAGACCAACGGAGGAAUGACCGCGCUCCACCUUGCAGCGCGAGUGGCGGAUGUGGAUUUUUGCAAAUUCUUGGUGAAGAAAGGCGCUAACUUCCGAGCCAAGGACCAGAAAAAUCGCUCAGUUUCCGAUAUGGUUCCGCGAGGCAGCAGUGACAAGGGGAAAUAUUUUCGAUCAUCAGAUACCGUUGGGGAAAAGAAUUCGCUCUCGAUUGGCGAGCAGCAGGAAAUGAGCCGCUUUGUUGAAAAGACAACUGAGGGUUUGACUCCGUUGAUGGUCGCGGCCAGGGACAAAGACCUGCUGAGCUGCCUGGAAAUCCUGAUAAAAGAAGAAAGCGUUGACGCCGAGUCGCCUUUCGGCGCCUCACUUUUCCAUUUCGCCGCGUUGAACGAGGAGCACGGCGUAGAGAUCGUGCGGCACCUCAUCCACUCGGAGGGCCUGGACAUAAAGAAAACCGACGUCGAUGGGGAGGAGGCCAUUUUCUACGCCGUCAGGAAGGGAAACUUCAGGGUGGCCAAGGUGCUGCUCGAGAUGCGAGACGCCGAGACCAACAACCUCCUGCAUUUCGUCAUAAUUCAUCAGAGAUCGGAAUUCGUACCUUCAGUGCACGCGUGGAACCCUGAGCUGAUCAAAGAAACCGACCUGGUCAGUAGAAACGCCCUUCACCUCGCAGCCGAAUACGCCGACCUGAUUACAUGCAAAUGGCUGAUCGGUCACGGCAUCGACGUUGCGUCAAAGAGCUAUUUCGGAACGGCUUUGCAUCUGGCUUCGCUAAACAAAAUCCACGGCCAGGAACUGGUCAUAUAUUUCGCUUCCCAAAAUCUCGACCUGAACGAGAAAUCAGAGAGCGGAUUCAGGCCUGUGCACGCAGCUCUUGCCCUCGAAAAUAUCGCGGUCGCCGAGGAACUGCUGCGGCUCGGCGCCAAAUUGCCUAUUACCACCAUCGAAAAUCCUUUGCUCUUCAGCGUCUUUUGCAACAAAAUAAAAAGCGCCCAGUUUGUGUUUAACAGAAAGAACAGCCUGAUUCAUGGUCUCGAUGUAGAUGGCAAAAACGCCCUUCACAUCGCGGGCGAGGCUGCAGAUAAAGAAAUGUGCGAGUGGCUCAUCGACUUGGGCAUCCUUGCCCAUUCUCUGUGCUUGAAGCGGCACUCGACCUUUUUCCACCUCGUCGGCCUGAACAAGGAGCACGGAGUUCAACUCGUGCGAUACUCGUUUUUCCGCUUGCGAUUGAACAUUAACGGAUUGGACAAAUCCGGAUACACGCCUCUCAUCUACGCUUUAAGGGCCAAAAACUUUGUCGUAGCUGAAGAGAUGCUUAAACUCGGAGCUAAUCUUCACUGGCAGAAAAACGAGACGAAUCUCUUCCACGUCUGCGUGACGGACAACAAUUUGGAAGGAGCCAAAUUUGUGCACUCCAAGGACCAGAGUUUGAUGAGAAAACUCGGGAAAGAUGGCAUGAAUGCCCUUCACCUCGCAGCAAAUCACGCAGACCUGAGAAUGUGCCGGUGGCUGUGUGAAGAGAACCUCGACGUGCUGGCCCUGAGUGGAGUUUUGCAGAAUAACGUUCUGCACUACGCCGCUCUCAACGUGCAUUACGGAAACAAACUCGUGCCCUUUUUCGUCGAGAAGGCGGUGAAUAUAAACGAGAGGAACCGAUCGGCAUGGACACCGCUCCACGCCGCCCUUUCGAAGGAGAAUAUCAGUGUGGCUGAGGAGUUGCUGGAGGCAGGCGCGGACAUUGAUGUCAAACUGAAUUCCGGCAAUGUCUUGCACUUCUGCGUCCACUUAAAUAAAUGCUCGAGUGUCGUAUUUUUGGUCGGUGAGAAGAAAGAGUUAAUCAAGGAGACAACCGCGGGAGGAGUAACUCCUCUGCACCUGGCGGCGAAGAUCGCAAAUCUGAAACUCUGCAAAUAUUUGGUGUCGCAUGGAGCACAUGUUCACGCACGAGACAACCUCAAACGCACUGCGUUGGACUUGGUUCCGGAAGCCAGGGACGAGGACCUGAAAAACUGCCUCAACCUUCUAGAAAAGGGCGAAAACGCCGAAGCCGAGACAAUUUUCGGAGCGACUCUUCUCCAUUUCGCGGCGCUAAACGAGGAUCACGGAAUCGAAAUAAUCUGGUACUUUGUUAACGAGAAGAAGCUCGACUUUAAGAAGAAAGAUCAGGACGGCGAGGAGGCCAUUUUCUACGCAAUCAAGAAAUGCAACUUCAGGAUCGCCCAGAUGCUGCUGGAGAUGUGGAGGGCCGAGACGGAUAAUUUGCUGCAUUUCGUGAUAACUCAGCAGCGAUCAGACGUCGCGCCGCUGGUCCACGCGUGGAAUCCGAAUUUAAUUAAUGAGGUCGACUCGGUGAAGAGGAACGCCCUUCACCUGGCCGCCGAAUACGCCGACCUGAAUUUCUGCCAAUGGCUGGUCAAAGAAGGCAUCGAGGUCGCGUCGGCGAGCCCAUUCAUGGGAACGGCCUUGCAUCGCGCACCGCUCAACACGCUUCAUGGACGUGAAAUGGUCGAGUAUUUUGUCUCCGAAGGACUGGACGUAAACGCAGGAAUUAAACUCACAGGAGUGACGCCUCUGCAAGGGGCUCUUUGCCUGGGAAACCUCGAAGUUGCUGCAGAACUUCUGAAACAUGACGCUGUUUUGAAUAACAAAAAGGGAGGAAUUAAUAACAUGCUCUUCUUCUGCGUCUUAAUAAACCAACUCAAGAGCGCCAAAUUCGUUCACGAAAUGGACAACAGCCUGAUUAGGGAAAUUUACCCUGGCGGCCGGACAGCCCUGCACCUGGCAGCGGAGGAGGCGGACGAACAUAUGUGCCAGUGGCUUCUGGAGAAUAAAAUCGGAAUCGAUUAUUUAACCCCGAGUGGCAGAGGCUCAAUUUUACACCACGUCGCAAAGAAUAAAGAUUUUGGUGCCCAGCUUGUUCAUUUCUCUUUCAACCUGGGCUUGGACAUGAACUGCCAGGACAAAAAAAACAACACGCCCCUCAUGCUGGCGCUGAGGGCCGGAAACUUUGCCGUGGCCCAGGAGUUGCUGGACCACGGCGCCACUUUGGACGUGACGAUCGACGGCAUGAACAUCUUGCACUUCUGCAUUGCGGAUAACAAUCUGGAGGGUGCCAUAUUUGUUCACUCGAAGAGUCAAAGUCUGGUGCAAGAAGGCGGUGAAGAAGGGAUGAACGCCCUUCACAUCGCAGCGGCACACGCGGACCUGCGAAUGUGCGAGUGGCUGUGCAGGGAAAGCAGCGUCGACUUAUGUGCUCUCAGCGGCGAAAUGGAAAACUCUGUUUUGCAUUAUGCUGUUUAUAAUUUGGAACAUGGAGUGGAUCUUGUUGAUUUUUUCGUUACCAAAGGGGUCAACGUGAACGGGAGGAAUAUCUUCUCAAAAACCGCGUUUCACCUCGCUUUAUCAACGGAAAAUAUCAAUAUUGCCGAAGCUUUGUUGAGCUCCGGCGCGAAUAUUAAUAUCAGCCUCGAUCACGACAAUGUUUUGCACUACUGCGCUCGCAGGAAUAAACUUUUGAGCGCCAAAUUCGUGGUAGGAGUGGAGAAGGAGCUGGUCAGGGAAAUGACCCUGUCAGAUAUGAGCGCGCUUCACCUGGCGGCGCAGGCGGCAAGCCUGGAGUUCUGUAAAUUUUUGGUUGAGAACGGAGCCAACUUCCUCGUCAUGAACGAAUUCAAUCAGUCGGUUUUGGCCAUGGUUCCGCGAGACAGAAAGGACAAGAAGAAAUACUUCCGCUCUUUGGGAAUUAAGAAAUAA